This is a messenger RNA of Drosophila sechellia, 4802 nucleotides long. It is a transcript of the gene Reph, whose product is annotated as Regulator of eph expression. The record is from RefSeq and is a predicted model, not a curated record. Lineage: Eukaryota; Metazoa; Arthropoda; Insecta; Diptera; Drosophilidae. The transcript has 4 exons. The coding region runs from base 1277 to 2476 and encodes 399 amino acids.
UUAAUUUAAUUAUGCUGCUGAAGUAAAUUUAAUUGGAUUUUCCAGCGUGCGUCUGGUAACCCUGAAAUUGCAAGAGAAUCGUGGGUUGCACGAAGUGGAGAAUUGGCUUAUGGCAAGGGGAAUGCGGGUCUCUCUCCAGCGCCAGCGCAGAGAUUUUGAUUUUCAGAGACUUGGAGACACAUUGCCACAUUGUGGUCGCAAUGGCUUUUCAGUUGAAGCGCAACGUUAGCCGGUGACGGGCGGUGGGCUGUAGCGAAUAUACCCGAUAUAUACCCGAUACACACAGUAACACCGUAGUAACCAGCAAAGUCAGCAGGCGUAGGCGGAUCCAAAACAGUUGCACAACUGCAUUUCGCCAGGAAAUUCGAAAAACGCUGAAGAGCAGAACUUAAGUUAAUGCCGCGGAAUGUUUUUAAACCAAUUUCAAUGGGUUAAAAGUCAUCAAAAAGCAAAGCUUAACCCUUUGGAGGUGCGGUGUGCCUGUUUAUUAUUUUUUUUUUGCGGAUUUCACGUCGUCUGGUUACUGUUCCCGUAGCCGUGCCAAAAAAAUCGAUAAUUCCGUGCUGUAUAAGUUACGGCGAAAGGUGCGCGGAUAUUCCGUUCGGGAUUUGAGUUCGGUUCGGGUGAAUUGAGGACCACAGCCAAGUGUGCGCGUAAGAGAGUGUGUGGAGCAAGAGAUUUGCAAAUCACAAUAAACCACUCGAAGUUGCAAAUUCAAAGCUCAGAAUGGAGUUUUCUGCACGAAAAAUAUAAUAGUUUGUGAUCAGUCCAGACAUCGGAAUAUUUGGAAAAUAUGCUAUAAAACUCGGAAUACAACUUCUUUAAACCAGGAAACCGAAGAGAGAGAGCAGGAACUCUAACUCUCUCGCCGCUACCGUUACUCGUUGACUACGCAUUUACAACCGAAGAGAGUGCGAGAGAACGUAAACGUGAUUGAAAUUUUUGCACAAAAGGGAUGCACGACGAAGCAGCUCGUAAAAAUAACAAACAAAAAUACAUGCGGAGGCGUAUAAAUAGAAACGGCGUGUAAAGCGCAACGGCACAAAAGUCAGUAGUAUGUAGUAAUAGUAGCGCGAACAGAAGGCGAAGGAGAAGCACAAGCACAAGCAGAAGCAGAAGGAGGAGAGGAAUAGCGAAUUCGACGUCGACUGCGGCGCCGACUGCGACUGCGGCGUCGUAGUAAGUUUUCUGCACUGUGUGUGUGCGCUGCGUGGGUGCAUCGUUGUCGUUGUGUGCGUGUGGCAUGCGAAGUGAAUAACAGCCAAAGCAGAAAAUCAUGAUAAAGUUUGUCAGACAGAAAAAUCGCGAAAAUACACUGAGGGAAUCGAAAAAUUUUAUGCGUAAAAAGCGUGAAUCGAAUGACUCUGGCACCGAAUCUGAUGGUGAACUCCUCGAUGUGGAAAACCAACGUCACUUAGACGUGGAUAUGGAAACUAGUGUUGCUGGCCAAAAACCAAUAGCUUCUGCAAUGAUGUGUCACCAGCAGACGUCGUCAUCCUGCGCCCAUCUCAUGUACGACCAGCACAGUUCCGAGGAGGAGUUGGAGGUGAUCAACGGGCCGUCCUCGCAGGCGGGUCAGCAUCCCGGAACGGCGGCCACAGGCUCAUCGUGCGCCUCCCGGAUCUCGAAUCGCGGAUGCACCUCCUCGCUGGACACGGAGGCGCCCUACGAGGAGCGGGCCACCACCUCCAACUCGAAGCGUUCUAGCUCCACGUUGAUGGUGGAGAACCGCAAGCGAUCGCUGGCCCACAGCUCCGACGAUGAGUUGCGCAACUCGCUGGAGCCGAUAUUGACGCCCGUGAAUUUUCGCACAUCGCCGCCAUUGGAGGCAUUCAAGCCAAAUCGUAGCCAUAUGAUGUUCCGCUCCACAACGCCACUGAUAUUAUCGGAGGCCCGAUGUGGCAUCGAAAAUAUUAAAUUAUGUGAUAAUAGUGUAAACGAGGAGAAUGGUGACAACGGUGGUGGCGGUGGCGUGGCCAAUAGCAGUAAGUGCGCCAAGAUUGGUGCAGGUAAUGCCAGCGGAACUGGGACCGCAACCGGAAACGGAAACGGCGGCAACGAGAAUGAGCCGAGUGUGAUCAAGGCGUGCAGCAGCUCGCUGAAGAUGAGCAACAGCAGCCACCACAUUUACCAGCCGCAGCCGAAGUAUAGUUUCCACUACAACAGCUCGCGGAGCAGUCCGGCCAGCACCACUGGCCUGGAUAUGGAGGUGCGUUCGGUCAGUCCGCCGGCGAAACUGUUCCACUGCGCCAUAUCGCCCAGGCGGCGACCCAGUAACAAUGCCAGUGGUGCAGCCGGGGGCGCCACAACAAUAUCACCAUCGUCAGCAUCAUCAUCGUCAGCCACAACAACGACACACAAUGCUGCCAAUUCCGCCGGAAAUGCCGCUAACGUCACCGCCGUCGCCACCCAGAGACUGCAGCGACCGCAUCGGCCGUGUUUAGAUUUUGAUAAGAUGCAGCAGGUUAGUCUCUAAUGCAGAGCACGCUAACACCAGAGCAGCAGCCGGAAAAGGAUCGUCGUCGGAUUGGGACGGGGAGCAGGAUGGUCAACGGAACGGGGGGCAAAUCAAAGACUUUUUAUACGAACCAACAACCACAGCAGGCCGCUGAAACUGAAACAGCAUUCGGAGGAUAACCAGAGUGUCUAGGGGCUAGUAAAACCCUUAGAUUAUGUGAGCGAGCAGUUUCAGGAUUCAGAUUCAAGCGCAAACAGCAGCGGGAAAUAUCAUCAAAUCAAAUUAUAUAAAUCUAAAGGUAAUUCAAAUUUUAACGCAAACCAAAAACACAAAAAAGAGACAAACCUAAAAUUUACAAUAGAUGCAGCUAUUUUUUCACAAUUUUAAACUGAAAAACUGUAACAAAACUGUAAUGCGAACACUGAUCGAAAGAUGAGGACGAACAAUAGAUUUAUAGAAGCUCCGGGAUGUAAAGAUCGAAAGUUGAGGCAAAAUUGAAUAGCGCGGGGGGUUUAGAGACGGAAAAUCAUAUGCCAGCUGUAUGAUAGAAAGGAUCACAAGAGUUGAUUAAAAAUAUGUAUAAGGAAAAGCUCUGGGUGUAUGAAUUAGAUGAUAAAAAGCCAGCCAGUGGAAACUGUGAACUGUAAAUAUUGUAUUUGUGUGGGAUAAACCAAAAAUCUUUUGAAGAAUUGGCAUGCCAUCGAUAGCAGAAAAUGCGAUAUGGGGGUGUAGAACGGUAGAAUGUAUUUUAAUUUUUUAAAAAGCCGAAGAAAAACACUUGUGGUGAUGUGGCAGAAGACUCAAACUUGCAAAAAAGAGACAAAUUAUAUUUCUAUAAAACGAAGGAAAGCUGAGAAAAGCGGAAGCGGCUAGCGGGAAAUUUUGAAGGUACGGACGAUGAAAUAGCAACAGCAACAAUGUGAAGCAACAAUAGCAACUGAAAUAAUAUGAUAUAAACAGACAAACAGAACCUUUUGUAAUGAUCAAGGGGGGGAGCCGGAAAACGAAUCUGUCGCAGCGACAGUUGAAAAACAGUAAAAUUAUGUGUUUUAUGUACAACAUAAGAUAGCAAGCUAUUUUAUACACAAUAUUCAAUUUAUCCACAUCUAAGAGAAACGAUUUAAACCAAAAAGGUGCCAUCAACACUCAUGCAUACGAUUAAAGCUCUUUAGUUUUACCAAUAUGAUUGAUGAUUGCUUGGUGGACAACUAGUAAGCGCAACAACUAAACAAUUGGCAAAUGUUUGCAAGCUCAUAUGUGUAUUAGUAAAGCAUAAUUACUACCCUUCUUUGUCGCGUAUAUGAAGAAUCUAACGAAAGAGAUCACAGCAAGUAAACCCAUAUUCAAUUCAAGGAAAACCAAAUGAAACGCAAAAACUAAAAACUAAAAAACCAGUAAUGUGUGCAACCAUAGCAAAGCAAAAGUAAACGAAACAUACUUUUUUAAGUACCAUAUAUAUGUAAAAGCAAACAAUGAUGCAAGUCAGAGCGAAAUAUUCAAUGUAAUGAUAAUUUUAAAUCAUAUUUACUAACGAAAGGCAGGCUAAAUUUCAGUUAACUCGAAUCGAAGAGUAGCCAAUGGAAUCGCAGUGUUUCGUAUGCUAAUUUUCUCAAUAACCAACCAACCAUCUCAUGCCCACUAAAAACGUUUCACACACAAUCCCACAAUCAACACUUGAGACACUCGACACACUCAACCUACCAAGACAGCAUAAUCCACACCACCAAGACACCAAGAAUCUAUGUAAUAAUAGCGGGGAACCGAAGCUGGAGGAGUUAGGAUCAGGCUGGGGGAUACGAAGUGCAGAUAUGGUACUGAUACUAGGAAUGCAGUUUUCGUAAUUUUUAAUUAAUUAAACAAAAAGCAAGCGAGGAUGAACAGAUGAAUUAUAUUAUAUAUGUGUAACAAACGGGAGAAUCGGAGGAUAUUAUGGACUGAGCGUACAUUAAAGCGUGGAAAAGAUAGGAAGCUGGUGGAUCAGCCAAUACUAGGAUUUUAGUUUAUAAGCUCUGAAGCGAAAGGAGGUUACAGUGAGAGAAUAGAAUGGCUAACAAAUACGGAAAGCACACACAAAUCUAUGGAAUGUAUGGCUGCGGGGCGUUUAUGUUGAAUAUUUUUGAGAAGCAAAACAAAAAAAACGACGAAAAAAAAGGCAAGAAACCAAUUAUGUUGUAAACAAAGAAUACAAAGAUUUCAUUGCGUUUUGGGCCCGCUGACAGGCGCCCAAACACUUGUGUUGUACAUAGUUACAUUAUUAAUAACAAUAUAUAUACUUACUCAUUAACAAUUAAGUCGACGAACGGUACAAGUGCAAAAAGAGAGACAGAUGUGUGAAAAACAAAAA